Messenger RNA from Fonsecaea erecta, 1500 nucleotides. RefSeq lists its product as hypothetical. The coding region runs from base 1 to 1500 and encodes 499 amino acids. The transcript is spliced from 3 exons. The record is from RefSeq and is a predicted model, not a curated record. NCBI's taxonomy places the organism in Eukaryota, Fungi, Ascomycota, Eurotiomycetes, Chaetothyriales, Herpotrichiellaceae. Gene Ontology annotation, molecular function: sodium:proton antiporter activity. Gene Ontology annotation, cellular component: plasma membrane. Gene Ontology annotation, biological process: sodium ion export across plasma membrane; proton export across plasma membrane; regulation of membrane potential.
AUGGAUGGUCUGGUUCUCUCCAAUUUCAACAUUGUAUGCACGGUCUUUGGCGGCUUUCUCUUGAGUUUCGGGUUAGUGUCUGAUGCGUGGAAGCAACAAUUCCUGCUCUCCGAAGCAUUGAUUGCUUUGAUCGCAGGUGCAGUUCUCGCACACUUCGCUGGUUUUCUCCGGCCAGACGAAUAUGGAUGUGGACAUGGCAGGAAUAUAGAUUCCAUCACCCUGGAAUUCUCCCGGCUUGUCCUCGCCGUACAGCUGGUCCUGACGGGUAUCCAGCUCCCGUCACGCUACCUCUCCCGGGCAUGGUGCUCAAUCUUCUACAUGUUGGGGCCGACCCUGACGCUGAUGUGGCUCAGCGCAGGUCUCAUAAUAUGGUUGAUGGUGCCACGGCUAAGCUUCAUCCACGCCCUGGCCAUCGGAGCCUGUGUUGCUCCGACGGAUCCAGUCUUAUCCAAUGCCGUCAUCAAAGGCCGGUUCGCAGAGAUCAACACCCCGAAGCCACUGCAGCGACUCAUCACAGCCGAAGCAGGACUGAACGAUGGUCUGGGCUAUCCGUUCCUCUUCUUCUCGCUAUAUUGGAUCAAGCAUUCCGGGAGUCAAGGGAUUCAGCUGCCCAUGCUGACAUCCUGGAUUGGUGAUACCUGGGGCCAUGUCGUGAUUUUCAGCAUGGUGUAUGGUGUUGUCGUCGGUUAUGUUGCGCGGAAGCUGUUCUUCUCGGCCAGAAGACGCGGGCUGAUUGAGGAAGAAAGCUCUCUCAUAUAUGUUAUUGCACUGUCUCUAUUCGUCUUGGGGACUUGUGGGAUAUUGGGAACCGACGACAUCCUUGCGUGCUUCGUCGCCGGAUGUACCUUUGCGUGGGAUGACCAGUUCGAGCAGGAUGCCUGCAGCGAGCUGUUCUGGUCUGCUGCCGACACGCUGCUCAACAUUUCCAUUUUCAUCUGGUACGGGGCUGUUGCCCCGUGGGCGCUGUUCGCAACAAACAACGUCCUUUCUUUCGGAAGAUUAAUGGCGCUGGGCAUCUUAGUCCUCUGUCUCCGUCGCUUCCCGGCGAUAUUGGCCAUGAAGCACAAAGUAACCGAGAUCGGGACAUUUUUCCAGGCCAUGUUUGUCGGAUUCUUUGGACCUAUUGGCGUCUCAGCCAUUUUCUACUUGCUGAUCGCCGUGGAGUUCCUUGAGGAGUUGGUUCGGGACGAAAAAAGUACGUCAAUCGGAGACAUCCGAUAUCUCCAGGAAGCCAUGCGGGUAGUUGUCUGGUUCCUGGUCGUCAGCAGUGUGGUCGUCCAUGGCCUCGCCUUGCCGCUGGCCAAACUGUGUUGCUGGAUGCCAUGCGGCGGUAAUUCCAUAUGCGUGCAAGGUCUCCUCAGCAGUGGUGACGAAGAAGCUGCGUCAGAACCCCCGGCAAGAAAGUUUCGGGACUACUUCGCCGUCAAGUCUUCAAGCAAGGAAAGUCAGACACGCAUCUGGUCUGGUGCGAAUGGAUAUGGUACUAUGGGCAGAGGCUGA